Messenger RNA from Phacochoerus africanus (Common warthog), 4717 nucleotides. It is a transcript of the gene CDHR1, whose product is annotated as cadherin related family member 1. Gene Ontology annotation, biological process: calcium-dependent cell-cell adhesion; cell morphogenesis; multicellular organism development. The coding region runs from base 264 to 2834 and encodes 856 amino acids. Gene Ontology annotation, cellular component: catenin complex; adherens junction; plasma membrane. Gene Ontology annotation, molecular function: calcium ion binding; cadherin binding. The record is from RefSeq and is a predicted model, not a curated record. NCBI's taxonomy places the organism in Eukaryota, Metazoa, Chordata, Mammalia, Artiodactyla, Suidae. The transcript has 17 exons.
CGCUGCUAGGAGCCUGUCCGCUCAGCUCUGUACCCACUAAUUGGUCUCAUCAGGCGGCGGGCGGGAGCGCUCCCGAGGCGCGGAUCCGAGCCGUGUCAUCCGCUUAGCGCCCUCGCACCAUCCUGCGCUCCCGCCCCGCGCCCCCUCCCGCCGCCGCUGUCGCCCCCACUGUCAGCUCUGCACUUGUCGCCAGCCCAGGGCAUGCUCCGCGCUCCGGCGCUGGGCCUUGGCUGUGGCGAGCGACACAACCCGCCGGCAGAGAUAUGGGGCGCGGCCCGCGGGCCAUACUGGCCCUGGGACUGCUAUUCCUCCGCCUGGCCCAAGCCAACUUCGCCCCCCACUUCUUCGACAACGGGGUGGGCAGCACCAACGGAAACAUGGCCCUUUUCAGCCUCCCGGAGGACACCCCUGUAGGCUCUCAUGUGUACACCCUGAAUGGGACAGACCCUGAGGGAAACCCUGUCUCCUACCACAUCAGCUUUGACCCCAGCGUUAGAAGCGUCUUUUCUGUUGACCCCAACUUUGGAACCAUCACCCUGGUUGAAGAGCUGGACAGAGAGAGGGAGGAUGAGAUUGAAGCCACUAUCAGCAUUUCUGAUGGCCUGAAUCUGGUGGCAGAAAAAGUCACGAUUCUGGUGACUGAUGCCAAUGAUGAGGCACCCACGUUCAUCCAGGAGCCCUAUGUUGUCCAGGUUCCCGAGGACAUACUUGCCGGGAGCAGUAUCGCCAAGGUCCAUGCAGUGGACAGGGACACAGGUUCUGGAGGGAGUGUCACCUACUUCCUGCAGAAUCCACACUCCACCAAAUUUGCCAUGGACCGCCACAGCGGUGUGCUGCGCCUCCAGCCUGGGGCCACCCUGGACUAUGAGAAGGCCCGGACCCAUUUUGUCACUGUGGUUGCCAAGGAUGGUGGAGGGCAGCUGCGAGGGGCCGACGUGGUGUUCUCAGCCACCGCCACGGUCACGGUCAAUGUGGAGGAUGUGCAGGACAUGGCCCCUGUCUUCCUGGGCACACCUUACUAUGGCUAUGUGUAUGAGGACACCCUUCCGGGCUCUGAGGUCCUGACGGUGGUCGCCAUGGAUGGAGAUCAGGGCAAACCCAACCGCAUUCUCUACAGCCUCACGAACGGGAGCGAUGGUGCCUUUGAAAUUAAUGAGACGUCUGGAGCCAUUUACGUCAUGCAGAGCCCUGCCCAGCUCCGGAGAGACGUGUAUGAGCUGCAUGUACAGGUGACUGAGGUCAGCUCUGCAGGGACCCCAGCUGCCCAGGCCAUGGUGCCUGUCACCAUCAGGAUUGUGGACCUCAACAACCAUCCACCAACAUUCUAUGGAGAGAGUGGACCCCAGAACAGAUUUGAGUUGUCCAUGUAUGAGCACCCGCCCCAGGGGGAGAUCCUGCGGGGCCUCAAGAUCACCGUCAAUGACUCAGACCAGGGAGCCAAUGCCAAAUUCAACCUGCGGCUGGUGGGGCCUGGAGGCAUUUUCCGAGUGGUCCCGCAGACUGUCCUGAAUGAAGCCCAAGUCACGAUCAUUGUGGAGAAUUCAGCUGCCAUUGACUUUGAAAAGUUCAAAGUGUUAACCUUCAAGCUCCUGGCCAUUGAAGUGAACACCCCAGAGAAGUUCAGCUCUACAGCAGAUGUCGUGAUCCAGCUCCUGGACACCAACGACAAUGUCCCCAAGUUCACUUCCCACUACUACGUUGCCAGGAUCCCCGAGAAUGCCCCAGGAGGCUCCAAUGUGGUGGCUGUCACAGCCGUGGAUCCAGACACAGGUCCCUGGGGUGAAGUCAAAUACUCCAUCUAUGGAUCCGGGGCAGACUACUUCCUGAUCCACUCAUCCUCUGGGAUGAUCUACACCCAGCCCUGGGCCAGCCUGGAUGCCGAGGCCACCGCCAGGUACAACUUCUAUGUGAAGGCAGAGGACAUGGAGGGCAAGUACAGCCUGGCCGAGGUGUUCGUCACGCUGCUGGAUGUCAAUGACCACUACCCCCAGUUUGGAAAGAGGGUCCAGGAGAAGACGAUGGUGCUGGGGACGCCGGUGAAAAUCGAGGCCACAGACCAGGAUGCAGAGGAGCCCAACAACCUGGUGGACUAUUCCAUCACCCAUGCAGAGCCAGCCAACGUGUUCGACAUCGACGCACACACGGGGGAGAUCCGGCUCAAGAACUCCAUCCGCUCUCUGGAUGCCCUGCACAACAUCACACCCAACGGGGACCGCAUCUGGUCCCUAGAGGUGCAGGCCAAGGACCGCGGCUCCCCCUCCUUUAGCACCACGGCCUUACUCAGGAUUGACAUUGUAGACACUGAGAUGCAGUCCCGAAGUCCCAUGGCUGCCUUUCUGAUGCAGACCAAAGACAACCCCAUGAAGGCCGUGGGCGUGCUCGCCGGCAUCAUGGCCAUUAUUGUGGCCAUAACUGUCCUCAUAUCCACUGCCAGUUUCUGGCGCAACAAGAAGUCCAACAAGGUCCUGCCAGUGCGGCGAGUACUCCGCAAGCGGCCCAGCCCUGCACCCCGCACUGUCCGCAUCAAGUGGCUCAAGUUCGGAAGAACCAAGGCCGCUGACAAGUUUGUGCUCAGAGAGGAUCGUCCCAAUGAGAACUGUAACAACAACAGCCUGGGAAGCACCCCGCCCCCCACAGCCCCUGCUCCCCCUCCACCACCCAGCAUGGGCCCGGCCCACUGGACGGUGCCUACAGUCUCUGGCUCGCUCGCCCCUCGGCAGCCUCCACGGUCACCAAAACCCAAGGCCGUGGGAAGCCCUGUCCAGUCAGCUCUGGUGUCUGAGCUCAGGCAAAAGUUUGAGAAGAAGAAUGUGCAUAACAAGGCUAACUUCUAGAGUGCGUCCUGUGGUCCCUCUUCCUCACCCCAACUGCCCUGCUGUCUGGGCCAUGUUUCCCAACUCUGUCCUUAGAGUCACCCCCGUUUUGUACGCUGGUGUAACCCCCGUAUCCAAGGCUCUGGAUAGUGCCUUGGACAAGGGAUUUAUUUCUCUGGCAGUGGAUGCAAUUAGAAAGUGCUUCUCCGUAACCAAGCUCCUUGGCCCAGCAGCAGUGCCCCCCAUUCUGCAGAGGCUGGGAGUCAACAAGGAGCCAGCUUCUGUGUCUUCUGCUCAUCAACCUGAGACUUCACAGUGACCUUCGGGUCCUGCUGGGGCCCCAGCUUCCCUAGUCCAGGAGUAGGGGUCCUGGCCACAUAUGACAAGGCCAGCUAGAACCUGGAUCCUGAGGCCUCCAGUUAAGAGCAGGAGCAGGAAAAGGAGGUUCAGUGCUAACUAAGGUUGAGAGUCAGCAAACCUUACAGGCUGCAGGAGAGCAAAUGCAGCUCGGGAGGGCAAGGAGGCAUUGAAAACUCACGCUGACUGUCGGCCUCUGCUUAAAAGCCACUGGGAAAGUGGAGGAUGGGAUCCAGGCAGAGACUAUGGGCCCCUGCUGCACCCGUACGGGACCAGGGACAGAGGUGUAAGAUGGACCUUGCAGGAGUGAGGGCAGAUGCUCCAGCCAGAGCUGCCCUGGGCCAAGAAAUGGCCAGAGCCACACUGGUAGCCCUAGAAGCCUCUGGAAGUCAAGUCCCCUUAGGAGCUGCUCCACCAGAAGUCCUUGAAGAGACAGUGCUGGGCCGAGAUCUGAGGAGACUUCCAUUUUCAUUCAGCUCUUCCGCUCCCAUGGUGUAACCUUGGGAAAGCUGUUUCCACUCCCUGCUCACCAUCUUCCUCAUCCGGAAAAUGAAACAAGUGAGUCUGCCUCAUUCACAGAUCCAAGCUGAGGAUCAAAAUAAGUAGUAGUGACAAGGGCUUUAACCAAGUGCAAAGCGGCACCAAUAUAAAGUAUUUUUCCACAGGCCAGUUCUUCAGGUGCCGUUCUUCCACAAAGUAUUAGGAGCCUCUCCGCUAUUCUGCCAAGCACCCCCAGGUGGCGCUGUUCUGGUGAGGGUGCUGCCACUGAUCCACCACAGGCAGAGCUGGACCUUGCCAUUGCUCCCUUUCCAGGUCUCCUCCCCACCCCCCGCCCCACGCCCCUCCAGCUCCACCCCCCCUCCACCAGCCCAGGCCCCAUCAGAGAGGACGGGAGCUGGGCAGCACAUCCAGCCAAGACUCCAUUUUGCCAAGAUGCCGAAAAUGAGUUCCCAGGAAAGGAAUGAUUGCCAAGGCCACACAGCAGUUUGGUGACAGGGAGCUGGUCUGAGGGUUCCGGGACCCUCAGCAUUUUCCACUAGCCAAGCACACCUAGUUAGCAUGUGACCACCUCCGCCCCCAGCGGAGGCAACACGCAGCCCUUUUUAUGCAAAGAAGUUCCAGAUAACUUUAUGGAAAUAUGUCCAGAGGAAAUCUAGAGGUAUGCCCACCGAAAGAAAUGGAGCCAUUCUUUGCAUUUCACUCCACUUACAAAUGACCCCUCUAGAAAAUAUCGGUGAUUUUAUUGAAACAGAUCAUAUGCACGUAUGGUUAGCUUGAUUUCUGAGUCUGUUUGGAGUUGUUGCUCAGCUGUUCCGGCAUGCAGGCUCCUUGCAGGGGUUUCUGCUGUCCUCAGCCCAGAGAGAUUAAGAGUUGAGCUCUAACAAGCCAGGAGCCCAGACUGAACAAAGAGGUACUUUGCAACCAGUGGUUCAAAACAGGGCUAGACUUGAUCAUGUCUGCCCUCCACCGGCAAUUCAGCAUCCUUAAUUUGCAUGCGGUCAACCUCUUUUGUAAAUGGUAAAUAAACCUGUUACCCAAAAGCCAAA